CAGAGCGUUUGCUUGUGAGGUUAAGAAAGUUUUGCUGACUUUUGAAGUCUCACCUCACAAACUAUGAAACCUCAAAACAGCUGUUGUUGUAAUUAAAGAAAGUGUGUCAGUCAGCAAUAAAACAAGAAUGAAUACAAAACUGCUGCAAAGUCAAUAAGGGCAACCUCUGCCUUUUGGCUUCCAUUUGCAAACAAGACUUUCUCAGCAUAAACCAGACGGGGCGUUUUUAUUUUCAGUGUCUGGUUUGUCUCUUUCUCUUCGUUUCCGGCAGAGGACGGCACAAUCGGUGACCACCCACUUCCCUCAUAGAUCUUCCCUCUCAUCCUCUUGGGAAAAGUUGAGAUUUUUGGAUUGUUUUGAACACUUGCAGAAGAGUUGAUGUUAAGUGAUAGAAAGGGUGAGGUGGGCUGAAUAAUAUGGAUUCUCUUUGUUGCUUCAACUCUGCCAAUCAGGCGGGUGGAGGACGUUCGUCAUCUAGCUCUGGGAAGGGCAAAAGCUAUCUGUGCCCUGUUAAGUAUGGCUUUAGCCUAGUUAAAGGUAGGGCAAACCACCCAAUGGAGGAUUUUCACGUUGCAAAAAUCAUCCAGAACAAAGGGCAAGAGUUAGGACUUUUUGCUAUAUAUGAUGGACACUUAGGGGACAGUGUGCCCGCCUAUUUACAGAAGCAUCUCUUUUCCAAUAUCUUGAAGGAAGAGGAUUUCUGGACUGAUACAAACAGUUCCAUCAUUAAAGCUUAUGAGACAACAGAUGAGGCCAUUCUUUCUCACAGUUCUGAUUUGGGGGUAGGAGGAUCAACUGCAGUUACUGCCAUCCUUUUAAAUAAUCAGAAGUUAUGGGUAGCAAAUGUUGGAGAUUCACGAGCAGUUCUGUCUAGGAGAGGGGAGGCCAUACAAAUGACAAUUGAUCAUGAGCCCAAUACUGAAAGGGGCAUCAUCGAAAACAAAGGCGGCUUUGUCUCAAACAUGCCAGGAGAUGUUGCGAGAGUGAAUGGGCAGCUUGCUGUUUCACGGGCAUUUGGAGACAAAAACCUAAAGUCACAUUUGAGAUCCGAUCCCGACAUUCGUCACGACGAAAUUGACUCAGAUACUGAGUUUUUGAUACUUGCUAGUGAUGGUCUAUGGAAGGUAAUGGCAAACCAAGAGGCAGUUGAUAUUGCAAAAAAGAUCAAAGAUCCACAAAAGGCAGCAAAACAAUUAACUGCCGAGGCAUUGAACAGAGAGAGUAAAGAUGAUAUUUCCUGCAUUGUGGUUCGUUUCAAGUGAUUGUGAUAUAGGGAACAUAAAGUAUUCAAUCUAUGAUUGCUUCCAAUAUAGGGACAGAAGUCCUUACUCUACAAUUUGUUUGGAGAUCUCAUGAAAUUCGUUCAGUUUGGAAUUUUCUACUGCAUAGGUUUCGAAAUUGAAGUUCUUCAAUUUAGGUGGUGCCAUUUAGUAUUUCUUGAUUGCUUCUGUGUAGAUUAAUAACAUCAAAUUUCUUUGUAAUUUGCAUUAUGACAUGACAUGGGAAUUAUGCAUUCUAUGGUAUACAUGAGUGGCCUUGUUUGAA
Molecule: messenger RNA, 1545 nt
Organism: Lotus japonicus
Lineage: Eukaryota; Viridiplantae; Streptophyta; Magnoliopsida; Fabales; Fabaceae
Product: probable protein phosphatase 2C 9
Exons: 7
Coding region: 417-1262 (281 amino acids)
Biological process (GO): protein dephosphorylation
Cellular component (GO): nucleus; cytosol
Molecular function (GO): protein serine/threonine phosphatase activity
Source: RefSeq, a predicted model, not a curated record